CACUGGUAGAAGCAACAAUGGUGGGUGCUGCGUGUCUGCAACUUCAACCCGAGUUCUUCUCUUCUUUCGUGGGAAGUCCCCUUCUACACUCAAGGCAGCAACGACAGCUCCUUCCUCAGUUGUUCCGUUACAACGCAGGAAGGAAGCAUGUUUCAAUGCAGUUAUCGAGAACUCUCUCUGGCUUGACAAAUCUCUUAUUUAACAGAAGAAAUUUAAAUGAAUUGCAAAACAGCAAGCGUAAACGUCUGAGGCCUGGAAAAGUUUCUCCGCCUCGACCAGUGCCUGAAAACAUACCAAGGCCUGCAUAUGUGAAAUCCAAGGCACCGCCGGGAAUUGUGAGUGGUCCUCAAGUGCAUGACGAGCAGGGGAUAAUAUGCAUGAGAGCUUCUGGAAAGCUUGCAGCUGAAGUUCUUCAAUAUGCAGGCAACUUAGUCAAGCCAGGCAUAACAACAGAUGAAAUUGACCAAGCAGUUCACCAAAUGAUUGUUGAUAAUGGUGCGUACCCUUCUCCACUUGGCUAUGGUGGUUUUCCAAAAAGUGUUUGCACAUCUGUGAAUGAUUGCAUUUGCCAUGGAAUACCAGAUUCCCGUGUACUUGAGGAAGGUGAUAUAAUCAACAUUGAUGUUACUGUGUAUCUAAAUGGUUUUCAUGGUGACACAUCGGCAAUGUUCUUUUGUGGAGAUGUUGAUGAUGAAGCCAGAAGCCUAGUUCAGGUAACUAAAGAAUGCCUAGAUAAAGCAAUAUCAAUAUGUGCACCGGGUGUGGAGUUCAAGAAAAUUGGAAAAACAAUUCAUGAUAAUGCAGAUAAAUAUCAUUAUGGUGUUGUACGUGAGUUUGUUGGCCAUGGAGUGGGACGUGUUUUUCAUGCUGAUCCAGUUAUUAUUCAUUGCAGAAACAAUGAAGGUGGACGGAUGAUGCUAAAUCAAACCUUCACAAUUGAACCGAUGCUGACUAUGGGCAGCAUCAAUCCUGUUAUGUGGAAUGACAAUUGGACAAUUGUAACCGAAGAUGGAAGUCUUUCAGCGCAGUUUGAACACACCCUCCUAAUAACCCCUGAUGGGGCUGAGAUUAUGACUCAAUGCUGACAGAUCCAACAGUACUAUUUGCAGAUACCCACCUGAAGAACCUUAUUAUUGAAAUGUAAAUGAUUUAAAUAAUUCCUGGUCAAAAAGUUCGUGCUGAAAUCACCAAAAGGAAAAAGAUCACUGAAAGUGGAUGUGGAACUCCAAAUUUUUUAAGAUUGUUUUUUUUUUUUGAUAAGUUCCUAAUGCACAAAUUAUUUGCAUGUCACUAGUUGUUACCUAAUAGACAAAUAGGAAUGUGUAUUUAAUCAUUAUUUUAACAUUAUUUCAAGGGGGGCAUUUAUCCACCUUGCGGCAUUGUAAAACAAUGUUUUUUUUUUUUUUUUUUUUGGGUAUCCUGUAAAACAAUGUUAUUUUUACCCUUAAUGUAG
Molecule: messenger RNA, 1453 nt
Organism: Gastrolobium bilobum
Lineage: Eukaryota; Viridiplantae; Streptophyta; Magnoliopsida; Fabales; Fabaceae
Product: methionine aminopeptidase 1D, chloroplastic/mitochondrial-like
Exons: 10
Coding region: 18-1085 (355 amino acids)
Biological process (GO): proteolysis
Molecular function (GO): metalloaminopeptidase activity
Source: RefSeq, a predicted model, not a curated record